ACAAGACAGUUGUUGUGAAUGUCCUUCCCUCCAUGCAUUGUCCUCGCCCACACAUUUUUCGGUCCACGGGAGUUUGAGACUUUUUUUUCCGCCCAGCGUCUCGACGAUGUUUACCGAAGCAGAAAACAACAGAAAAAGAGUAAGAGCGCUGGUGGACAAACCCGGAAAUGGAAAGUGCGCCGACUGCGGGGCUCCAGAUCCAGAGUGGGCGUCAUAUACUUUGGGUGUGUUUGUGUGCCACAGCUGCUCAGGCCUCCAUAGAAACAUUGCUCAGAUGAGUAAAGUGAAAUCUCUCCUGCUGGAUCCAUGGACGAGCUCUCAACUGGAGUUCAUGGACUCUGUGGGAAACGACGCCGCCAAGACCAAAUAUGAGCACACAGUACCCGCCUUCUACUACCAGCCCACUUACAAAGAUUGUGCGCUCCUGCGGGAGCAAUGGAUUCGGGCUAAAUACGAGAGGAAGGAAUUCAUGCCAGGGGGGAAGCAGGAGCCAUACUCUGCAGGCUACCGGGAGGGGUUUCUAUGGAAACGAGGAAGAGACAACGGACAAUACCUCAGCCGAAAAUUUAUUCUGUCGGAAUCGGAGGGUGUUUUGAAGUAUUUCAACAAGCAGGACGCCAGAGAGCCGAAAGCUGUAAUAAACAUCAGUACGGUGAACGCCACCUUCCAGCCGGCUAAAAUAGGCACAGCUCACGGCCUGCAGGUGACCUACUUGAAGGACAACAGCAAUCGGAAUAUCUUUGUUUACCACGAGGAUGGCAAGGAAAUGGUGGACUGGUUCAACGCCAUCAGAGCAGCCAGGUUUCAUUACCUGCAGGUGGCCUUCCCAGGUGCUCCCACGCCUGAGUUAUUGCCCAAGAUAACCAGGAACUACACAAAGGAAGGAUAUAUGGAGAAGACCGGGCCAAAGUACACUGAAGGCUUUAAGAAGAGAUGGUUCACAAUGGACGACAGGAGGCUCAUGUACUUCAAAGAUCCGCUGGACGCCUAUGCGCGAGGCCAAGUGUUCAUCGGCAGUAAGGAAAACAGCUACGGUGUCCUACCCGGGCUCCCUUCGGGCAUUCAGAGCUACCACUGGCAGUUCGGAAUCACCAUAGUGACGCCGGACAGGAAGUUUCUUUUGGCAUGCGAGAACGGACAGGAUCAGACGGACUGGAUCGCUGCCUUGCAGACUGUCAUCAACAGACCCAUGCUACCUCAAGAGUAUGCAGUAGAGGCCUAUUUUAAGCACAAACCAUGAGCAAACCAGAACGUGUGCAGGACUUGGAACACAAACAACAUACGUGACCGUGGAACUAUGGGCAAGCAGUAUUUUAUGUUAAUGAUUUAACAAAGGAAGCCACACAAGUCAUGUUACAUUUUUACGAACAAAAUGCCACUAGAACAGGGGUCGGCAACCCAAAAUGUUGAAAGAGCCAUAUUGGACCUAAAAUACAAAAACAAAUCUGUCUGGAGCCGCAAAAAAUUAAAAGCCAUACGACAUACAAAUAGGGUGUCAUGAGAUAUACAUUGAAAUAAGGGGACAAAAAGGAAAUUAAAUGAGCUCAAAUAUAGCUACAAAUGAGGCGUAAUAAUGCAAUAUGUACAUACAGCUAGCCUAAAUUGCAUGUUAGCAUCGAUUAGCUUGCAGUCAUGCAGUGACCAAAUAUGUCUGAUUAGCACUCCACACAAGUCAAUAACAUCAACAAAAACGCACAACGUUAAAACUUUGGUGGACAAAAUGAGACAGAAAAAGAAGUGGCAUAAAACACGUCCUAGAAAGUCGGAGAAAGUUGUACAUGUAAACAAACCGCGGUGAGUUCAAGGACUGUCAAAAUUAGUAGGACAAAACAGCGCUCGCCAAAUACUCGAAUCAGUGAAGCAUGUUUAAUAUAAACAGUGUGCUUUAUAACAAUAAAGAGGUUUUUGUCAUGUUUGUCCUCCUACAGAAACCAUAAUAAAACAAAAAAAUAUAUUUUUUCCCCUAAUGUUUUUUCCAUUUUUCAUACAUUUUUGAAAAAGCUCCAGUGAGCCACUAGGGCGGCGCUAAAGAUGCGGCUCUAGAGCUGCAGGUUGCCGACCCCCGCACUAGAAUUAUCAACAAUGUACACUUUGUGGGGCGGUAUGGCUCGUUUGGUAGAGCGGCCAUGCCAGCAGCUUGAGGGUUGCAGGUUCGAUCCCCGCUUCCGCCAUCCUAGUUACUGCCGUUGUGUCCUUGGGCAAGACACUUUACCCACCCGCUCCCAGUGCCACCCACACUGGUUUAAAUGUAAAAAUUAAAUAUUGGGUUUCACUAUGUAAAACGCUUUGAGUCACUCGAGAAAAAACGCUAUAUACCAUAUUUUUCGGAUUAAUAAGUCGCUCGGAGUAUACAUCGCACCUGGCGAAAAUGCAUGAAAAAGAAGGAAAAAAAACAUAUAUACGUCGCACUGGAGUAUAAGUCGCAUUUUUGGGGGAAAUUUAUUUGAUAAAAUCCAACACCAAGAAUAGACAUUUGAAAGGCAAUUAAAAAUAAAUAAAGAAUAGUGAACAACACGCUGAAUAAGUGUACGUUAUAUGAGGCAUAAAUAACCAACUGAGAAGGUGCCUGGUAUGUUAACGUAACAUAUUAUGGUAAGAGUCAUUCAAAUAACUAUAACAUAUAGAAAAUGCUAUACGUUUACCAAACAAUCUGUCACUCUUAUUCAAUAAAUCCCAUGAAUUAUUCUUCCUCGAUGUCGCUUCUAAACAACUCUGCCAACUCCAAAGGUAUGAGCCGCUUCCUCUUGUCGUUUUCUGCUGCAUAUUUCACUACAUCUAGCUUGUAAUCUGCAGUACAUGAUUUCCUUUUCGGUGCCAUUUUUGUUCAGCCCUUCUCAGUUUUUAUAAGUUACCGCCAACGAUGAAAUGAUGAAUUUUAAUAGCUACGGCAGUAGCAUAUAGCAUAUAGCAGUUAGCAUUCCAUGACCCACAAUACACUUCUGCCAUGACCCCCCCCCCCGCCAAAUUCUUAUCGGUUGACGUGUAUGUGACGAUUGCUGACAUUUUCUUCGUCUCUUCCGCGAAUGAGAAAAAUAAUAUUAUUUGAUAUUUUACGGUAAUGUGUUAAUAAUUUCACACAUAAGUCGCUCCGAAGUAUAAAUCGCACCCCCGGCCAAACUAUGAAAAAAACUGCGACUUAUAGUACGAAAAAUACGGUAAAUAUAAUUCACUUCUGUCAUGCCUUGUGAUCAUGUUUUGUUUAGUUAUUUUCUGUUUUACUUAAGACUCCUUUGUUUUCUGUUUUUGGCACUUCCUUGUUUGUUUUGUUACCAUAGCAACUCAUUAGUUUUCUCCCCUGUCCUCAUGUCUCACACCUGUUUGCACUAAUUACCUGUAUUAUUUAAACCUGUAGUUGCCAGGUGGUCAGCCUGGCGACUUUACCUCAACUUCCUUCAUGCCAUGCCUGUUUUAUCAUUCUGUCCAUGCAACCUAAGUUUUUUUAUGUCACAGUUAUUGGGUUUUGGUUUUGUAUUGUCCAUAGUCAUGCCAUAUUGCUAGUUUUUGUUUCAUAGCCAAGUUUUGUACUUCCGCCCUCGUGCGCGCCUUUUGUUUGCUUCGUUUGUUUGUAGUUUGUUAGUAAAAGAAAUAAAUAUGUACCUUCA
Molecule: messenger RNA, 3602 nt
Organism: Nerophis ophidion (straightnose pipefish)
Lineage: Eukaryota; Metazoa; Chordata; Actinopteri; Syngnathiformes; Syngnathidae
Product: arf-GAP with dual PH domain-containing protein 1-like
Exons: 11
Coding region: 107-1240 (377 amino acids)
Biological process (GO): positive regulation of GTPase activity
Cellular component (GO): plasma membrane; intracellular membrane-bounded organelle
Molecular function (GO): GTPase activator activity; phosphatidylinositol bisphosphate binding
Source: RefSeq, a predicted model, not a curated record